AUGCUUCCCACGCCGACAGCUGAAGUCUCCGCUCAACCUCCGCCUGUCUCCGACUUUCUGCCGAGCCCUCCCUCCCCUCCCAUUCACCAUCUUCGCGACUCCCCCCGGAAGCGCCUUCUCUCCUUCUCAUCAGUGAUGCAGCGCCUUCUUUCCCAAAAGAUCAUCACGUACAUCAGCGUAGACAAGAAUUGCAUGCUCGGCUUCAGCAAGAUCAGAGUGAAGCAGCCCGCAUUUCAUCAUGCCAUGAUUCGCAUGGUCAAGUCCGAUGAAAUCUGGUUCGAUGCCAACAGGAAAAGAAAACAACCAGAGACAAAGAACAACCAGGGAAGAAUCAGCAAGAAACCCCGCCGCGAGACUACCAAAGUCAAGAGCGAAACGGAGCGCAACGAAAAAGAGGACACCAAUCACGCUCAGAUCAUCUACCGCUUCCUGAACAGCCUCGGCAUACGCCCUGAGCUAAACACCCGCUACGUCUCGACCGACCAGGAGCAGAAGGCGGACGACUUCAUGUGGUCCAUGGAGUGGGUCUUCGACCCCGAGCGCUGGAAGGAGAGACGCUCUAGCAACGACUCGCCUCUACACAAGAAGUACAGGGGCAUCCAGACAGACGAUGGCGGGCAGGGCGCGGCAGAGGAAGAGCCGGCAGCGGACGGGGCUGCAGCAAAGGAUGAAAACGCCAAGGAACAGGAGGCCGCCUUUAGCUGCAUUGACAAUGGUGUUGAUGGUGCCCAAAGCAUGUUGAAUGCCAAGUGUCAGACAGACGAGCUGCGCAAGAAAGAAAGCAUAGACAAUGUAGUUCGAGAUUGCGAAAUCUUCAGAGAGAUCAGCUACCAGGAGCCUCGUCCUGUCUCGCUCUCUCGUAGCAGCAGCUUCGACCGGCGGGACGGAUCGAAGAGGGCCAGGUGCUCCUCUCUUGAGCCCAGGACUCCCAGCCCUCUCCCGGUCCACUCUCCAUGGACAGCCGAAAGCAUCUUCCGGGAGGCGUCUGUGUUCCCUACGGCAUGGGACUAG
Molecule: messenger RNA, 1011 nt
Organism: Guillardia theta CCMP2712
Lineage: Eukaryota; Cryptophyceae; Pyrenomonadales; Geminigeraceae
Exons: 1
Coding region: 1-1011 (336 amino acids)
Source: RefSeq, a predicted model, not a curated record